This is a messenger RNA of Amphiprion ocellaris (clown anemonefish), 3267 nucleotides long. Its product is annotated as 5-hydroxytryptamine receptor 4. The record is from RefSeq and is a predicted model, not a curated record. Gene Ontology annotation, molecular function: trace-amine receptor activity. Gene Ontology annotation, biological process: adenylate cyclase-activating adrenergic receptor signaling pathway. Gene Ontology annotation, cellular component: membrane. Lineage: Eukaryota; Metazoa; Chordata; Actinopteri; Pomacentridae. The coding region runs from base 1 to 1077 and encodes 358 amino acids. The transcript has 3 exons.
AUGGAUAACAGAAGCUUGGGAUGGCUCGGAGAUGCUAACACGUCCCUUCAGAUUGAGCUUCAGUCGUGUACUACAUCAAGGAACCAGAUUUCACGCAUUUUCCUGUAUGCCUUCCUGUCUGUUGGCAUCAUCUGCACAGUGGUGGGCAACUUCCUGGUGGUCUUGUCCAUCGCUUACUUCAAGCAGCUGCAGUCCCCGACAAACUCCUUCGUCAUGUCCCUAGCAGUGGCCGACUGCCUCGUUGGCCUAGUAGUUAUGCCAUACAGUAUGAUCCGGACCGUGGAGGGAUGCUGGUACUUUGGUUCCCUUUUCUGUCAGCUUCACUCCAGCCUAGACGUUAUGCUCUGCACUGCUUCCAUAUUCCAUCUCAGCUGCAUUGCCUUUGACCGCUACUAUGCCGUCUGCAACCCCCUAGUUUACUCCCUAAAGAUGUCCCCCAGUCGAGUGGCUCUCCUCAUUGCCGUAUGUUGGGCUGUUCCCAUGCUCAUUUCAUUUGGCCCCAUUAUGCUCGAUCUUCAUGUUGCUGAUGUAGACAUAUUGCUUCCUCAAGAUGUGUGCGUGUUCUUGGUCAGUCGCAUUUACGCUGUCAUGGCUUCAUUGGUAGCCUUUUACCUGCCCAUGGCUAUCAUGCUGGUGGCCUACUGGAAGAUCUUCAAAGCUGCCAAACGACAGGCCAGGCAGAUCAGCGCCUUGGAAAGCCAGAUGGCUGCUGGAGUGGGCAAAGACUCAAGCAAGAAAAAGAAACACCGUAACACCAUGAGGAGGGAGAGGAAGGCAGCAAAAACUUUAGGAAUCAUCAUGGGAGUUUUCCUUCUCUUCUGGAUGCCCUUCUUUACAGUCAACAUUGUGGACCCGUUCAUUGACUACAGCACAGAGGUGGUCGUCUGGGACAUAUUUCUGUGGUUAGGAUAUAUCAACUCAUCUCUAAAUCCCUUCCUGUACGGCUUCUUCAACCGUUCCUUUCGUAGGGCAUUCCUUAUGUUCAUGGGCUGCAGGGUAUGCAUGUCUGGAUCAUCCCCUGGGAUGGAGUUAUCGCACACUCGGAAGGAGGCAAAUGAAUGUGCAGAUCAACCAUGAAAUUAAGAUAAAAUGUGGACAUUUUGUGUAGGUCUAGAAAGAUGAGUGUACAGUGAGGGCAGGAUUUUUGUGAAUCAAUGGCUCUGUUAAAACCAGAACUUCUGUUACCAGCCAGGCAAAAUAUGUGUGAGGCAGAGAAAAUGAUUAACUGUGAGUUAUAACACUAAUGAGGCGUGACUGCCAACAGCCAUGCCUUCAACCGUGAUGUAUGAAAUCACCUAUUUUGCUUCCAAGUGCGUGCUCUGUGGCACAACCAUUGUGUGAGAGAAAAAGAAUCAAGUUUGAUUCCGCCACAACGGCUUUUCCCAGUACUGGCACUUGAAAGUAAAUUACCUCUGGAUAAUUUCCAUGUGUUUCCCUGAUUCUGUUGUCCAAAGUAGGAAAUGUAUCAGUGAUAGUAGCAGUUUGGCACAAUGUCCACCUACCAGACAGUCAGCAUGUAUUACGAUAAUAUAUUUAUGUCUAAGACAUGUUUCUUUGUUGAAAUACAACUAUCCAAAUAACUGAUGUGUGUAUAUACCCACAAUCAAAACUGUUGUAUGACCAUUAUGAUAAAUCAAUAUUGGUGGUGAUAAAUUUUAAGUAAUGGAAAGGGAAGCUUCAGAAUAUCCAAGAUGAAACCAAAUGAGGCAUUGAAAGUGUUUCAAGUGAUUUUUUUCUCGUCUACAUACUAAUGAUAAAGAGGACCAAACUACACCUAAAACACAGAAAAGAGGUUUUAUGUGAUGGAAAACAAUUCCCAAGGCCUAAAUGAAGGUAGAAAGGUUGGAAGAUGUGCAAGGCAAGACUUGAAGACGCUACAUGAAGCUUCACUUGGACGAUUUACAGCUCAGGUAAAAAAUACUGAUGCUUUUAAUUCAGUAUUCUUCUUUUGAUCCUGACAAAUGGAUUCCAAGUUCCAGUAAUGUAGACUUUGGCAUCAUCACCUAACCUGACUGUAAUACAGAUGAGUAUAAUUUUAACCAGAAAUCAUAUAACAAAAGUUCAAAUAGAGGAAAAAACAGAUUUGAACUGAAAACAGCUCUAAUACUAGUAUAUAAUAAAUGAUAAUGGUGUAGCCCCUUUGUUUUGUGGAUAACUACAAUUUGUCUCACUGCCAUUAAUUACAAAAAAUAUCUCAUGAUUUGGAGUUCUUUCAGAGGGAACAGAAUCCAUGCAGGUGGAGGGUAGCUAGGCAGCCGAGCCAGAAGUUUAUGCAACUGCAAGGCAGAUUGAACUGACUGGAGAAACGCACGCACGUCUGAAAGUAGGUGUAAGUAAAAUGGUUCAAAGGCAGAAUGAAAAGCACAGCACAAAUUUGACUGUGUCCCUAAUUCUAUUUACACUGGCAGCCUGCAUUGUGUGGUUUGCUUGUUUAACUGGUAACGCAAUUAGUGCCUGAGAUUGCCAGCAACAAUUAUUGCUCCAUUACGGGUGCAUUUUUUGAAAAAGCUACAGUUUGGAGAAGGACGAAUGAGAAAAAAAAUAAGGCUCUCUGAGUGUACGGUAGCUGCUUCAUGAAAAUCAAAAUCUUACCGCUUUUUAUUCCCCGUAAUAGGUGUUACACCAAGUUGAUAAUGAGAUUAAUUAUUGUCAGAAUUUGUCAGAAAAUUAACAUAACUUCUGUUCUCCUCUAAACUAGAUCUGCACGUAAGCUUAAAUAAUUUUGCAGCAUGUUGCUCUUCUAACUUUUUAGGCAUUAAUAAUAAUUAGUAGAGAUUAACACAUUUCUACACAGUCCAGUACUGUUGAGCUGAAUCUCAGGACAUGGGACCUAAAAACUACACUUCCCAGAAUGCACUGGUAGCAGCAAGGAGGUACCUGACACCUGGUGCUUGACACCUGAUCAGUGAGCACUGAUUUAGAGCACCUGGGAAGGAUUAGGAGAAGCUCAGUCAGUCAGCCAAACAAUCUUCAGAAGAGAGACACGAGGAAAGAACAAAGAAGAUCUAAGUUCACUCAUGGAUUCAGUCCAAAGACGCCAAUGGUGUUUGGGAACUGUCCUUUCCUUCCUGCAGUCCCAGUCCUACGCCUUGUUGACACAGCUUCAACAGACAGCCCUCAGUAUUCCAGCCGACCGCCACCUCUGGUCAUAGAAGCGGCGCAGGACCCUCCGUUUUUUGUGACACUGGCACCUGAGGAGCCGAGUGAAAGCCCGCUGGAACUCUUUGCUGGAGCAGGGGUAGAUGAUGGGGUUGAUGCAGCUGUUGA